AUGCGGCCGAUUUCAACUUCGGCCCUUCGGCCGUAUGUCUGUCCGUCGUGUCGAUAUGCGCGUGUCUCCAACAGGAGGAGGUUCGGGUCGAAACCUGCGCCGGUAACGGAUAUCUACGAUGUGGUUUGCGUCGGAGGUGGUCCUGCGGGACUCGCACUUCUUGCUGCUCUCCGCGCAUCCCCCGCAACCUCAAAGCUGAAGGUCGCUCUCGUGGAAUCGCAAGACCUCGACAAAGCCCGCUCGUGGAAGCUCGACCCGCACCAGUUCUCCAACCGCGUCAGCAGCCUCACACCCUCGUCGGUAUCAUUUCUACAGAAGAUCGGCGCAUGGGAUCGUCUAGAUGUUUCACGGACACAACCCUACCAGGGCAUGGAAGUUUGGGACGGAGAAACAGGGUCCAAGAUCUCAUUCGACUGGUCCGCGGAGACCUCGCCGUUCGAAGAUCUCCGCACCGUCGCAACAAUGACCGAGAACGCCAACCUCGUGCACGCCCUUCUCUCUCGGAUCGCUGCAUCAGGUGACGAGAACCUCUCCAUCUUCUCCAAGUCUACCGUAUCCUCCAUCGAGAACGGCGCCGCGGACGGUCCCAACGGCGCGGACCUCUCAGCAUGGCCGGUUCUCUCUAUCGCACCAGCCGGACCUGCCCGCCAAACUACAUCGCCCUCCCGCAUUGCCGCAAGACUUCUUGUCGGAGCAGACGGGAUCAACAGCCCCGUCCGCCGGUACGCGGACAUUUCCACAGACGGCUGGGACUACGAGCGCCACGGCAUCGUCGCGACGCUAUCCCUCGCCGACCAAGUCCCUCCUCUGUUCCCCCUCGGCACAAGAAACGCAUACCAGCGCUUCUUACCCGCCCUCGGCGGCCCAAUCGCCCUUCUUCCAUUACCAGACAACAACGCCACGCUUGUCUGGUCCACGACCGUCGAGAAUGCAGCUUACCUCAAGUCUCUGUCGCCCGGCGCAUUCAUUGCUAUGGUCAACGCCGCGUUCCGCUUGUCUAUGCCGGACCUCCAGUACAUGAUGCGCAUGGAGCGCCCCUCGCCCUCUGUCACUAAUCUGGACGAGGACCCGCACGAAAGCGAACUCACCUGGCGCCUUCAACAUACCCCUGCCCCUUCGCAUCUUCCGCCCAUGGUUACAGGGGUGCAAGAAGGCACAGUCGCCUCGUUCCCGCUGCGCUUCCGUCACGCAUCAACGUACAUCUCGCCGCGGGUUGCGCUCGUCGGCGACGCGGCCCACGUCAUCCACCCUCUCGCAGGCCAGGGACUCAACCUCGGUCUCGGUGAUGUCGCAUCGCUAUCUAGUACGAUCGAAUACGCUGUCACACACGGCAUGGAUGUCGGCGAUAUCCUGACGCUCGAGCGAUACACGGCGGAGCGGUACGCGACUAAUGCGAAGAUUGGCGGGACUUGCGAUAUCCUGCACAAGCUGUAUAAUGUGCCGGGUCAGGGUCCUGUUGCGUGGGGACGGAGCUUGGGAUUCGAGAUCAUCGAUCGCGUGCCCUUCUUGAAGGGGUUCUUGAUGAGGAAUGCGGAUUCAUGA
This is a messenger RNA of Aspergillus mulundensis, 1542 nucleotides long. Its product is annotated as putative ubiquinone biosynthesis monooxgenase (Coq6). The coding region runs from base 1 to 1542 and encodes 513 amino acids. The record is from RefSeq and is a predicted model, not a curated record. The transcript has 2 exons. Lineage: Eukaryota; Fungi; Ascomycota; Eurotiomycetes; Eurotiales; Aspergillaceae. Gene Ontology annotation, cellular component: mitochondrion. Gene Ontology annotation, molecular function: 2-octaprenyl-6-methoxyphenol hydroxylase activity; FAD binding; oxidoreductase activity, acting on paired donors, with incorporation or reduction of molecular oxygen, NAD(P)H as one donor, and incorporation of one atom of oxygen. Gene Ontology annotation, biological process: ubiquinone biosynthetic process.